AUGAGUACUCCAAUUGGAGGAUGUGCACGUGGUAUGACGAGAUAUCCACAUACGAAGGGUUUCAAGGCUGCAUGGGCCUUUACGAGGUCGCUACUUGAGGAGGAGGAGGAGGAGGAGGAGGAGGAGGAGGAGGAAGAGGAAGAGGAAGAGGAAGAGGAAGAGGAAGAGGAAGAGGAAGAGGAAGAGGAAGAGGAAGAAGAAGAAGAAGAAGAAGAAGAAGAAGAAGAAACUUCUAAAGCAUUGAGUACAGAUGCGAGUGCAGUAAGUUUACCGUCUGAGACCCCUGUGGCGCCAGUUCCUCAGCGUGAAGAACAAAAUAAGAAUGGUCGAAUGGAAGCAAAAUUGGGACCACAAUCCUCCAAAGGGCGUAGCUAG
Botrytis porri is the source of this 375-nucleotide messenger RNA. RefSeq lists its product as uncharacterized. The record is from RefSeq and is a predicted model, not a curated record. NCBI's taxonomy places the organism in Eukaryota, Fungi, Ascomycota, Leotiomycetes, Helotiales, Sclerotiniaceae. The coding region runs from base 1 to 375 and encodes 124 amino acids. The transcript is spliced from 3 exons.